AUGUUACCACGCUCACCUGCCGCUCACCUGUCACUCACCUGCCGCUGCCUGUUUGUGUGCCGUGCUUCUCGGCCUCAUUCCAUCCCCUUUCCGUUCUGUCCACCCGUCUCACCCCUGUUUGCACCCAUCUUUCACCACCCCAACCAACUGCCUCCUGCACUGCUCCCCCUCCAUCCCGUUUCGCCCUUCCUUCACCACCCCGACCACCCUCCCUGUCCCUGCCAGCACCUCGCAGUUGACUCACUCAGGGCCUUCCGCCCCUCCCUCUGCCCUCCCAUGCUCCUAUUGCUAGCUACCGAUGACGGAGUUGCUUCUGAGAAUUCUCAAAAUCUUCCCCACGCAACCGCCCUCCCUCUCCCUACCAGCACCACGCAGUUGACUCACUCUGCGUGGCGCAGAGUCACACAGGGCCUUCCGCCUCUCCCUCUGCCCUCCCCUGCUCCUCCUUGUGCUUCUGCUGCUGAUGUUCCUGCUGCCGCUGCUUCUGAAGCUGAUGGCAAUGCUGCUGCUGCUGCUGCUGCUGCUGCUGCUGCUGCUGCUGCUGCUGCUGCUGCUGCUGCUGCUGCUGCUGGCGUUGCUGCUGCCUUAGAUGGCAUUCCCCCUCCUGCUACUACUGCUGCUACUUCUGCUGUGAAUGGCGCUGUUGCUACCACUGGCGUCGGUGUUGGUGCUACCGCUGCUGCGACUGCUUCUGCUGAUGGUGACAGUGAUGCUGGCAGCGGCGGCGGAUGGCGCAAGAAGCACGUGGAAGCUCGCGAGGCGAUGAGAGCUGUUCUCGGCCUGCCCUCCGGCCCUUUCCCCUGGCCCUGGGCAACGGACUUCUUGCACUGCUGCCAGCACCACGGGGACCCCUUACCUCCGCACAUCACACCUCCGCUCAUCCACUCCAUCCGCUCCCUCAUCGCCCAAGACUAUGCCACUCUCUACUCCUGUCCACCCAUAGCCCGCCUUGCAAUGGGCCCUCUCCUGCGUGACCUGCACAGCUGCCUCUCACUCUGCAUCCACGCUCACUGCUCCUCCUCCUCCUCCUCCUCCUCCUCCUCCUCCUCCUCCUCCUCCUCCUCCUCCUCCUCCUCCUCCUCCUCCUCCUCCCUCCCACCACCCACCAUCACCACAUCUUCUCCCACCCCUCGCCUCUUCCUCUACUCAGCACACGACGUCACGCUCUUGCCUCUUGCUGGUACCGUCGCUCGGCAUUCCCUAUGCCUCAUGGCCGGCAUACACAUCAUCCAUCGCCAUUGA
Molecule: messenger RNA, 1242 nt
Organism: Closterium sp. Naga37s-1
Lineage: Eukaryota; Viridiplantae; Streptophyta; Zygnematophyceae; Desmidiales; Closteriaceae
Source: the annotation of a GenBank genome assembly